This is a messenger RNA of Lathyrus oleraceus (garden pea), 1194 nucleotides long. RefSeq lists its product as uncharacterized. NCBI's taxonomy places the organism in Eukaryota, Viridiplantae, Streptophyta, Magnoliopsida, Fabales, Fabaceae. The record is from RefSeq and is a predicted model, not a curated record. The coding region runs from base 1 to 1194 and encodes 397 amino acids. The transcript is spliced from 3 exons.
AUGCGAAACACAAUAGCUGAACUUCCACCAGCAACCGCUCCUAUAAAUGGUAAUAAAUCUAAUCUAUGGGAUAUGGUAGUUGAUGGCUACAUAAACCCUGUAGAUGCAAGUGUCAAUAAAGUAGAAAGAAGAGUGAUGACGGAACAACAGAAAAGAGAUUAUAAAAAUCAUCACAAAGAUAGAACUAUCUUGUUGAACGCAAUUUCAUACACUGAGUAUGAAAGUAUCACCAACAAAUAUACUACAAAGUCCAUAUUUAAUUCUCAGAGGAUGAAUUAUGAAGGGAAGGCACAAGUCAAAGAAACCAAGGCUCUUGCCUUGAUUAAGAAAUAUGAAGCGUUCAAGAUGGAAGACGAGGAAACUAUUGAGAACAUGUUCUCAAGAAGUCAUGAAAUUGAGAUUCAGGAAGAUGAGCCCAAGAGAAAGAGAAAAUUUGUUACUCUGAAGUCUUCGGGAAGGUUUGGAAAGAUAAAAGUUCUUCAAGCAAAAACAUAUGAAGAUUAUGAAGAGGAAUCAAAAGAAGAAGAUGAAUUGUCUCUUCUCUCCAGACAUGUUAAUCAACUCUGGAAGAAAAGGCAAGGAAAAUUCAGAGGACAAAGAAGGAAAGGUGGUCAUUUUGAGUGUAUUUAUGGAUUCAAGAAAGCUGAAGCCAACAAAGAUCUUACUUUCUUUGAAUUCAAGGAACCUGGCCACUUCAAUAAUGAAUAUCCCAAGUUAAAGAAAGAAAGACCUAAGAAUAACUUCAGAGGAAAGAAGAAGGGUUUGAUGGCUACAUGGGAUGAUUCAAAAUCCUUAGGAGACGACUUUGAGGAAGAGCAGGCUAAUAUGGCACUGAUGGCUUGCACAAAAGCUCCUAUUGAGACGAUUCAAUUAGAAUCAGAAUCUGAGUCAGAUUCUGAAGAGAUAUUUACUGAACUCACUCGCUCUGAACUUGAAUCUAGUUUAUCAGAAGUUUUGGACAAGUAUCAGAAGAUUUUGGAAAAAUACAAGGAUCUGAAGAAGAUUCAUUUAUCUGAGUCAGAAACGCACUGUAAGCUUAAGAAAGAUUUCUCAAGUUUGAGUGAAGAAAAAUUUAUUUUGAAAAACAACAACUAUGUACCUCAUAGCAAGAGUCUCAAAUCCGAGAAGAAAAAUAUUUCAAAAUCCUCUACAGGUUCUGGUGAUAUCAUAAAGAAAUAUGAUAAGUCCUUCUAG